GAAGCAAAACCGUUUCGGUGAGCACACAGGAAGCCAAGAGAUAAGGAUAUAUGAAAAAUCUAUAUGAAAAUCUACCUGCAGACCACCAUCUAUUGCAGUGUGAUUGAAAAACGACAAAAUGACCAACUGGAAGCUGAAUUUUUGCUGCCUAUAUUUAAUAUCAGUGAUGUCGGCUAGUUUUGGACUGGAAGUGACGAUGAGUCAAGAUACCAUGGAGGUUGCCAGGGGUGAUGAUGUCACCCUUACAUGUAAUUUUAAACCUAAAAAUCAAGUAAAUGACCUUAUAAUUAUAACAUGGAUUGGUGAUCCUGAUGAGACAUCUAAAGAGAAGGUCCUUUUUGGUAACUAUUACUCCUAUGGUAAAGUAGACAUUGGAUCGGACUAUCAAGGCAAAGCCUUCAUAGAAACUGACCUUACUGCAAAAACGUCGAAAUUGACACUAAAACAAGUCACUAUUCAAGAAAGCAGAAGAAUUAGAUGUUUUGUUCAGAUUCCUGGAGACAUUGAAGGCAAAACAGCUGACACUACUUUUCUUUUGGUUCAGGUUGCACCAUCACAACCCAGUUGUAAGGUAGUAGGCACAGCAGAAUACGGACACAAUAUUAGCCUAACCUGUGUCUCUGAGGAGGGCUCGCCUACACCGACAUACAAAUGGGAGAGAUAUGAUGUCAAAAAUGCCCCUCGAGCAUUUCCUAUCAAAACCACAGAAAAGGAUGGAGUUCUGUCUCUGGUCAAUGUAUCCAUGGAGACAUCAGGUUACUAUAUUUGCCUGUCAACCAAUAAGGUCGGAUCAGCCAAAUGUAACAUGACAUUGUCUGUAAUGCCGCCUUCUAUGAAUCUUGCCACAAUAGGAAUUGUUGCUGGUUGUAUUGCUGGAGUUACAGUGCUCAUAAUAAUAGUCAUCAUCUGCUGCUGCCGCAAACGGAAACAGAAACAAAAAAACUAUGAAAUGGAAAAUCCAAUUGUGGAAUACCAUGACAAACCACCACUAGAAAAUACUGAGGACGGGAAUACAGACAACAUGGCGAUCACUGAAGAGAGACCUGACAAAGCUCGCAGUGAUGACCUCAAAAAUCACCAUGAUGACCGCAGAGGUAGCCGUGAUGACCUCAGAGACCGCUACGAUGAACGCAAAGGUAGCCGUGAUGACCUCAGAGACCGCUACGAUGAACGCAAAGGUAGCCGUGAUGACCUCAGAGACCGCUAUAGAUAAAAUCAUUAAGGUUAGCAUGAUGAUCGACAUGAUCGGUGAAGAACCAUUGAAUUAUUAUGACCACCACCAAAACCUUGAUUGCAACAAGGACAACCACUG
Molecule: messenger RNA, 1312 nt
Organism: Sinocyclocheilus rhinocerous
Lineage: Eukaryota; Metazoa; Chordata; Actinopteri; Cypriniformes; Cyprinidae
Product: cell surface A33 antigen-like
Exons: 7
Coding region: 119-1213 (364 amino acids)
Cellular component (GO): plasma membrane
Source: RefSeq, a predicted model, not a curated record